GUAAUAAUUCGCUCCGCACAGGUUUACGGCUAUUUUCCAGAAAUUAGUUCCUCGCUCGUGGCUCGCGUUUCUUCCAAAUCACCUCAAAAGCACGGUGUUUAUGAGCCUACCUAAUCCGAUACUGCAAUGGAAUUCCGGAUAUUUGCAGACAGAUCUCCCGGCUUUGCAAGUGUUUGAUGAGAUACGUUCGGAAUCUCCUUUUUUUUCUAGAGCCCGGUUCCAGGCCGUAGAGCAAGCCGACCUGGGGCUGCGGCCCCUGCCCCACACCCGGCCCGCGCGCCCGGCCCGAGGCCAGCACAGGACGCAGCCCCUCCGGGGCCGGGGCUGGCGGGGGCCGCUCGGGCUGCGGGCCGCUCUGCAACAGGUCACCCUGACCGCGACUCCGCGGGUUCGCGGGCGGCCAACUCUGCGGCCAGGCUUCUGGGCGCAGCCGCCAGGGCCAGGGGAGGGGGUGUGGCCCGGCUUCUGCUGGUCCUGGCUCCGAGGUCCGGGAUCGCGCUCACCUGAAGGGAGGCUGAGGCGCCGCUGGGCGCCAGAACAGAGCGGGCGGAGGCUGGGGGCUUCCGCCACCCGAGAGGGAGAGCGAGGCGGGUUCAAGGGGUCGCAGCGCCCCCGGCUUCAGGACGGCGCCCCCGAGCGGGGACCCCACGGCCGCUCCGACUCUGAGAACCCGCGGCCGAGGGAGGCGCGCCCCCCAGCGCCCUUCUCCCUCAGCCUCAGCCCCAGCUCCGCAGCCCCCUCCCUGCGCGCAGGGCGAGCAGCCCCGGGGCCCACGGCCGGGAGAGCCACACUCCGCAGCGCCGCCGCCGCCAUUCCCCGCGCCGCCCGGGGGGCGCCGCGUACCCACCCUCCCUUCCCCGCACCGCCCCGCGGCCUGAGCCCACCGACCUGUGCAGCCGCGGCCGUCGCCUCAGAGGAUGGAAAGACGAUGCCGGCCUCACGCUUCACCGCCACGGCCGCCGCCGCCUAG
This is a messenger RNA of Gorilla gorilla gorilla (western lowland gorilla), 970 nucleotides long. Its product is annotated as soluble scavenger receptor cysteine-rich domain-containing protein SSC5D. The coding region runs from base 101 to 970 and encodes 289 amino acids. The transcript has a single exon. NCBI's taxonomy places the organism in Eukaryota, Metazoa, Chordata, Mammalia, Primates, Hominidae. The record is from RefSeq and is a predicted model, not a curated record.